Messenger RNA from Candidula unifasciata, 434 nucleotides. The record is from the annotation of a GenBank genome assembly. Lineage: Eukaryota; Metazoa; Mollusca; Gastropoda; Stylommatophora; Geomitridae.
AUGGAGAAUUCCGUUCACCCCGAAGAAUGGACAGGAACAUUACAGGAGGACUUCUCUCUAUCUUCUCAUCACGUGAUUAACUUUUCCACCGCCCUCUACCAUCCUUGGGGUAGCCAGGGCGGAAGUGCCACGGCAGCCAUUUUGUACACCAUAUGGAUUUCUGCGUCAAAUAUAUUUCUCAUUUUUCUUCUGAUCACCAAUGUUAAACUUCUCAACAGUCGACAAAACAUAGUCAUUCUUCACAAUGCCGUGUCCGACCUGACCGUUGGUGUCUUCUACUGCCCUCUGACUGCGGAUUUCUUCGUUCGAGGCUUCUGGGUCCAUGGCUGCGGCAGCUUUUUUGUGUGGUUCACCUUUGCCUUCCCGCUGUCGUUCCUGGCCACACAUUCCAUCCUGCUGAUUCUGGUGAUGAGGAUUCUCCCAGUUAUCUUCAG